Messenger RNA from Molossus molossus (Pallas's mastiff bat), 3178 nucleotides. It is a transcript of the gene TMEM161B, whose product is annotated as transmembrane protein 161B. Bases 1101 to 2018 code for a protein of 305 amino acids. The record is from RefSeq and is a predicted model, not a curated record. The transcript has 12 exons. Lineage: Eukaryota; Metazoa; Chordata; Mammalia; Chiroptera; Molossidae.
AUAGGUAUACAGCUGGUCGUUACCAUGGUGAUGGCCAGUGUUAUGCAGAAGAUUAUACCUCACUAUUCUCUUGCUCGAUGGCUACUCUGUAAUGGCAGCUCAGCAAUGCAAGCUACCAACUUUGGACUCAAUGUGGCCUCUCCAGUGGCGGUGGAUCUCAUCGUAUCUGUCGUAUUUGGUCUGGAUAGCUUCUACCAUCUUAGCCAGAGCUCCUUUGUCUUCCAAGUCAAUUUAUGUGUAGGGAAUGGUGGUGCAGGUCUUCCUGUGGACUAGAUGCCCUAGCCUGGCCUUCUCCUUGAUAACAUAGUAGGGAACCCCCAUCUUACGGCAUAAGGCAGGCAGGAAGACAGUCAGUUUGAUGGGAUCCACAAUGUAUGCGAUCACUACCAGCUGGGCCUUCUGUUCUCCACCAGGGUGGUGACAGUGUUAACCCCUGCUUGAAGGACAGGUGGCUUCUUGGUGGGGACCAUACCCUUUGCUUUUUUCUCAGCCCAGGCCAACAGUCUCUGCUGCUUCUCUUGCUUUGUCUCUGGUCUGUAAUUGUGGGCCAACUUAAGCAGUUGAGUAGCUGUUUGGCAGUGCAUAGUCCACGGCCUGGGUGAAUUGAUUAAUGGCAGGAGACACUUUUCAGAUGCAUAGAGAGAACAGCUCUUUGCCUCUAGCUGCAGCUGAAUGUAGCAGAGCCAUUUGACAAAGCAGUUUACGAUGGUAUCAACAUCCUACGGAAGAAGAAUUAAGAAUACUUGCAGGGAAGCAGCAAAAAGGGAAAAGCAAAAAAGAUAGGAAAUAUAAUGGUCACAUUGAAAGUAAACCACUAACCAUUCCAAAGGACAUUGACCUCCAUCUAGAAACAAAGUCAGUUACAGAAGUGGAUACUUUUGCAUUGCAUUACUUUCCAGAAUACCAGUGGCUGGUGGAUUUCACAGUGGCUGCUACAGUUGUGUAUCUAGUAACUGAAAUCUACUACAAUUGUAUGAAGCCCACACAGGAAAUGAAUAUUAGCUUAGUCUGGUGCCUGCUUGUUUUGUCUUUUGCAAUUAAAAGAUGGUGGUGAAAGAUCAGUCUGUGUCACCUUUGGAUUUUUUUUCUUCGUGAAAGCAAUGGCGGUCUUGAUUGUAACAGAAAACUAUCUGGAAUUUGGACUCGAAACAGGAUUUACAAAUUUUUCAGACAGUGCCAUGCAGUUUCUUGAAAAGCAAGGUUUAGAAUCUCAGGGUCCUGUUUCAAAACUUACUUUCAAAUUUUUCCUGGCUAUUUUCUGUUCACUCAUUGGGGCUUUUUUGACAUUUCCUGGAUUACGGCUGGCUCAAAUGCAUCUGGAUGCCCUGAAUUUGGCAACAGAAAAAAUUACACAAACAUUACUUCAUAUCAACUUCUUGGCACCUUUAUUUAUGGUUCUGCUGUGGGUAAAACCAAUCACCAAAGACUACAUUAUGAACCCACCAUUGGGUAAAGAAAGUAUCCCUUUAAUGACAGAAGCUACUUUUGAUACUCUGCGACUCUGGUUAAUAAUCCUGCUGUGUGCUUUGCGGUUGGCCAUGAUGCGUAGUCACCUGCAAGCUUACUUAAACUUAGCCCAGAAAUGUGUGGAUCAGAUGAAGAAAGAAGCAGGGCGAAUCAGUACGGUUGAGCUACAGAAAAUGGUGACCCGAGUCUUUUAUUACCUUUGUGUCAUUGCACUGCAGUACGUGGCCCCUCUGGUGAUGCUGCUUCACACAACUCUGCUUUUGAAAACGCUAGGUAAUCAUUCCUGGGGUAUUUAUCCAGAAUCUAUCUCUACCUUGCCAGUGGAUAAUAGUCUACCAUCCAAUUCUGUUUACUCUGAAUUACCAUCUGCUGAUGGGAAGAUGAAGGUAACUGUUACACAAAUAACAGUGGCACUGAGCAGCUUAAAAAACAUUUUCACUCCUCUGCUCUUUCGAGGACUUCUGUCUUUUCUAACCUGGUGGAUUGCUGCUUGUCUCUUUUCUACAAGCCUUUUUGGGCUUUUCUAUCACCAGUAUCUCACUGUGGCAUGAAUCUCAGUUAACAAAAAAGGAUGUCCGCGUCACACUUUGGAUUCAACUAUUUGUGCCCUUGAAGGGCUGACUAAAACCAGAAGAAAGCAAAUACAAAGGAAAAAAGAAACAUAUCAGAAUAUCAUGUUUGAAGUGCGUCCUCUGUAUUCUCAGGGUGAAUUAAUGGUAUAAUAUGUAAAAUUACAGAGCAGAUUGUCAAGUGCUAUACUGUGGCAUUGGAAUUUUAACUCCUUGUAUUAACUGAUGUGAGAGGGCUAUCUACAAGGAUAAUACUUCUGAUUACCUUGGUUUACAGAAACCUCUGAAACAGUCUUUGAAACAUUUCAUAUGACUCCAGUUAUUGAUUGCUGUUCAUGGUAUUAAGUUACUGUUAAUAUUCAUGUGGCUGCCUGUACAACACUCUUCAAUCUGAGCCAUGUUUUAGAGGAGGUAAAGGAGCUAAAGUUGCUUCUGUUGGUAAUACAUUAGCCACUCUUCAAACAACAACAACAACAGAAAAUCCAACAGAAAAUAAGAAAUAGCUACUGUAUAUUACAGUAAAGAAGCUGCAUAGUAGUUUUAAAUUUAAUGGAGAUGUACAUGCUUAAUAUCUACAAGUACUGCUGCUUGAGAGUAGCAAGAGUAUUGUUUUAAAAUGUGUUCUAUCCAACUUGAGGGAUCUUUUGAAAUGACUGGUUAUAUGAACAUUUGCAACCUUGCUGUAGUUAGGUUUGGGCCUUUCAUAUUUUAUUUUAUGAUCCUAAAUAGUUCUUUUUAAUGAUCUAAAAAUAUUUAUCAAUAUUGAUCAGACUUUUAAAAAAUUACUUUGUAAUCCUGCUGACUACCUGUAUGUAUUGUAUAUAUUAUAUAUUAAAUAUAUAAUAUAUUGAGAUUAUAAAAGAUGAAAAUAUUGGAUCCUUAUAAUAUUUUAAGUUGCUGAAUGUAUGUUAAAACAUUAUUGAAUGAGAUGUAUUUGUAUCUAGAAAUUUUCUUUCUUUUUGGAAUGAGAUUAAAGUACAUUUUGAAAAUUUAUUAGAGCAAGCAGUUUAUUUGUGUUGCCUAUGUGAGAAUAGUUAUAGUUUAUAAAUACUUAGAUGAUUUCUCCCAAAUGGAAAUUUUUUUUGUCAUUUUCAAAAAAUCAGAAUUUUUCUCACGAUAAACAAAUCUAUAGUUAUCAUUUA